AGCAUGGGGACCCCUCGGGUGCCCGCGCGGACUGUGCUCUUCCAGCGGGAGAGGACCGGCCUGACGUACCGCGUGCCCGCGCUGCUGCCCGUACCCCCCGGGCCCACCCUGCUGGCCUUCGCGGAGCAGCGUCUCAGCCCCGACGACACGCACGCCCACUGCCUGGUGCAGAGGACCGGCUGGCUGGCCGGGGCCUCUGUGCGGUGGGGCGCCGCUCGCGUGCUGGGGACGGCGGCCCUGGAGGAGCACCGCUCCAUGAACCCCUGCCCGGUGCACGACGCGCGCACGGCCACCGUCUUCCUCUUCUUCAUCGCCGUGCACGGCCGCACCUCCGAGGCCGCGCAGAUCGCCGCGGGCACCAACGCCGCGCGCCUCUGCUUCGUGACCAGCCGGGACGCAGGGCGCAGCUGGGGCGGCGCGCGGGACCUCACGGCGGAGGCGGUGGGAGGCGCCGAGCAGGACUGGGCCACGUUCGCUGUCGGCCCUGGCCACGGCAUCCAGCUGCGCUCAGGUCGCCUGCUGGUGCCAGCCUAUACCUACCGCGUGGACCGACGAGAGUGCUUUGGCAAGAUCUGCAGGACCAGCCCCCACUCCUUUGCCUUCUACAGUGAUGACCAUGGCCGCACCUGGCACCGCGGAGGCCUCGUGCCCAAUCUGCGCUCGGGCGAGUGCCAGCUGGCUGUGGUGGACGGUGGGCGGGCCAGUGGUGUUCUCUACUGCAAUGCCCGGAGCCCCCUGGGCAGCCGCGUGCAGGCUCUCAGCGCAGACGAGGGCACCUCCUUCCUGCCUGGGGAGCUAGUGCCCACCCUGGCUGAGACAGCCUGGGGCUGCCAGGGCAGCAUCGUGGGCUUCCCGGCCCCGCCCUCUAGCCAGCCCCAGGAUGAGGGGUGGUCAGUGGGUGCUGGGAACCCCCCACAGCCUCCACACCUCUUUCCUAGAGUCCAGGAACCCCCAGAGGAGGGCGCUGGAGAUACCGGAGGGGGCAGGAGGCCUGGUGGGAUGGGAGGAUGUGGGGACAGCCCCAGAGAGCCUGGUCAGGGCCCUGGGCUUGGUGGGCAUAAGGAGUCCUGGACCCCAAAGCUCUCCAGGCCCCCUGUUGCCUUGUCUCAGAGCCCCACGUGGCUGCUGUACUCCCACCCGGCAGGGCGCAGGGCUCGGCUCCACAUGGGCAUCCACCUGAACAGGUUCCCUCUGGACCCCCACAGCUGGACGGAACCCUGGGUGAUCUACGAGGGCCCCAGCGGCUACUCUGACCUGGCCUCUAUUGGGGCCACCGCAGAGGGAGCCUUGGCCUUCGCCUGUCUGUUUGAGAGUGGGGCCAGGGUCUCCUACGAGGAGAUCUCUUUUUGCAUGUUCUCCCUUCCCGAGGUCCUGGAGAACGUGCCGGCCGGUCCCGAGCUGCCCAGCCACGGAGGCAAGCCUCGGGGGCGCUGCUGGCCCUCCUGAUGGGCCCUUGGGCCAGGCCUGGG
Ceratotherium simum simum (southern white rhinoceros) is the source of this 1469-nucleotide messenger RNA. RefSeq names its product neuraminidase 4 (gene NEU4). Gene Ontology annotation, molecular function: exo-alpha-sialidase activity. Gene Ontology annotation, biological process: oligosaccharide catabolic process; ganglioside catabolic process. Gene Ontology annotation, cellular component: intracellular membrane-bounded organelle; cytoplasm; membrane. The record is from RefSeq and is a predicted model, not a curated record. NCBI's taxonomy places the organism in Eukaryota, Metazoa, Chordata, Mammalia, Perissodactyla, Rhinocerotidae.